AUGAAGGGCAGGCUCUCGUCGCCACUGGAAGAGCAGGUGUGCCGUGCCCUCGACAUCCCUCUCGCACGUCUCCCGAAGCGGCUGGAGACGAUGCACUACGUCGUCGAGUAUGGCAAAGAAGAGGGGCACGACGCCAUGCUCUUGGAGCUCGCGAGGCUGGACUUUGACUUGAUCAGGUUUCUUCACCUCAGGGAGCUGAAGGACCUGCCACUGUGGUGGAAGGAUCUCUAUGGCAAUGUGAAACUAAACUACGCCCGAGACAGGUUAGUGGAGAACUACUUCUGGACGUGUGGGGUGUUCCAUGAGGAGGAAUACUCUCGUGCACGAAUGCUGUUUGCCAAGACAUUCGGGUUGCUGUCCUUGAUGGAUGAUACAUACGAUGUGUAUGCUAUACGUUGGGAUGAAAGCACUGCUUCCAUUCUUCCAGAAUACAUGAAAAUGUUCUACAUCAAUCUUGUGAGGAACUUUCAAGAGUUUGAGCAUAGUUUGCAGCCAAAUGAGAAGUACCGCGUCUCCUAUGCAAAGCAAGCGUUUAAACUGUCAUCAAAGUACUAUCUGGACGAGGCCAAAUGGUGCAGUGAGAAAUAUGCGCCGAGCUUCAAGAAGCGCAUGGAGGUGUCUGUCAUGUCGUCAGGGUUCCCGACACUAGCCGUGGUGCUGCUUAUGGGUGCAAGUGACACGGCGACCAGGGAGGCGUUCCAGUGGGCGAUCGGCGUCCCGGACGUGGUCAGCGCCAGUGGAGAGGUCGCUCGUUUCCUCAACGACUUCGCUUCGUACAAGAAGGGGAAGAACAAGAAGGACGUGGCGAGCUCCGUGGAAUGCUACGCCAAGGAGCACGGCACGUCAGGGGAGGCGGCGGUGACCGCGAUCGCGGGGAUGGCGGAGCACGCGUGGAGGGCGAUUAACCGGUCGUGCAUGGAGAUGGAUAGCGCGCUGUUGCCGGCCGCGCAGCUGGUGGUGAACCUGACCAAGACGCUGGAGGUCAUAUACCUUGGCGGCAGAGAUGCCUACACCUUUGCUGCCGAUCUCAAGGAUCUCGUCGUCUCCCUCUUUCUCAACGGCCCUACUGUUUGA
Messenger RNA from Miscanthus lutarioriparius, 1074 nucleotides. Lineage: Eukaryota; Viridiplantae; Streptophyta; Magnoliopsida; Poales; Poaceae. The record is from the annotation of a GenBank genome assembly.